AAUAAAUUGUAAUAUUAUACGUUAUAAUAAUUAUGUUCCUCGAAGAAGUUAAAACCGAACGUACGUAUUUUUGUUACAGAACGAUCGUUGACCUCUCCAACGCCAAAAAUAAUAGUUCUACCGAGUACGCGGAUACCAAUAAACAGAUUCUGACCACCAGUCUGACGUGUCACUAUGCUGCAGUGAUGGACGGCGAGGGCACGCUGGGCCGCGGUCACGGGAACGGGGGCCGUGGGCUGCGCCGUCAACGGUCCCUAGAAUGGAGAGAGAGGCGCGGUUACGGGCCCAGUGCUCAAUCGAGCAGCGACGACGAGGAGAAUUCCCGUCACGCCGUAGGCGCCGCGUCUGUUUCGUCCGCCGGUAGAGGCGCUCGCAGCCCGGGCCAGGUCUUCGCCUCCCUCUUGGCGCAACAGUAUGGAAGUGUUGGUGACCGAUCGUAUCGUACGGGGUCGGACACAGAGGGCGCAGCGACCACCGAUAAUCCGACAACACCGUUUCCAACGCCACCACCAACUUUGACGCCGAAUCAUCGACAGGCGUCUCCGUUUCCCCUGGAGAAUACCAACUCCCGCCGGCAUCAUUACAACGGGAGCAUAUCAUCGGAGAGGUCCCGCAAUGGCAACGGUGAAACGGUUUAUGCAGCGCCAUCGAAAAAGACGAGCACCGGCGGAGGGACCUUGGGGCGACGAACGCGGCGAGGUCACACCAGCGCUUUGAGCAGCAGUUCCACGGCUAGCGAUCGUUCCGAAACCGUCUUUCCAGACGAGCAUUCUCGCAUGCAUCUCACCAAUGCUCUGUCCAGGCCCAUUUACUUCACAGACACUGGUAGAGAUUCGCCGCCGGAGCCAGCGCCACCAGAAGUGCCGCCGCGUGGACCGUCUUUGCACGCGACCCACACACUGCGCACGCAGCAAAAUCGAAAUGGCUGUCCACCGAACGCCACGGGAAACUUUGCUGUGCCAACCGAUCAGAUGCAGACGGAAAAAUACUCGGAGUACUUGAUGUCAGGGAAUCCACGCAACUACCCGGCCGGUCCCCAGGGGUCGCUUCCACUCCGACCGUAACCAGACGCGAUCAAAAGGAGACGGAGAGAGAUGGGGAUUUAUGGGAGCUCGAUACGACGCCGGAGGUUAUUGAUCGGUUGAUUUAUUGGACAAGUCGAGUGUCGCCUCUUCCUGUUUUUUUCAACUUGUUCCUGUCUCGCUCGGUGAAGAAAUUUUGAUGAAUCGAAAAUGAUAUCUAUUUUUUCCUUUCGACAG
Molecule: messenger RNA, 1259 nt
Organism: Apis florea (little honeybee)
Lineage: Eukaryota; Metazoa; Arthropoda; Insecta; Hymenoptera; Apidae
Source: RefSeq, a predicted model, not a curated record